Molecule: messenger RNA, 1362 nt
Organism: Lymnaea stagnalis (great pond snail)
Lineage: Eukaryota; Metazoa; Mollusca; Gastropoda; Lymnaeidae
Source: the annotation of a GenBank genome assembly
UUUCAUAAGACAAUUGUUUGUUUAAUGCAAUUUUGCAAGAUUCCAUCGUUUAAUUACCUUAUAUACAGUGUUUUUUAAGUUGCUGAGCAAAUGUUAGAUUACCAUAAAAAUGCUUACCGUUAAUUGUUAGAGUUGCCAUAACAAUUUUACCCCAAAUAUUUUGUAUUAAUUUAAAAAGAGUCGCUGAUCAAGGAAUGUUACAAAGAGGAACAAAGAGGAACAAAGAGGAACAAAGAGGAACAAAGAGGAACAAAGAGGAUGAAGUAAACGUGUUUGCUUGGUGGGGGGGAGUAGCUGGACUCAACCAGUUGAGGUUCCAUAAGUCAGGGAGCAACCUGUGCACGAAUUGGUCACUGAGGGCGAGGGGGUGGCAACAUGAACAAUAAAAGAAUCCUUGCUUACCUGAAAGGUGUCUUUAUAUUAAUUUGUAAAACAAAUUUUGCUCCUGACAACGCCUUGUUUUUAAAUUGGCAACACAAGUUAAUCUUUAGAUAUGGGAAUAUAGAACUCCAAAAGAAAUCAAUGACAUAUACAGCAAGGGACUCUUUCAAUUUUUUAAGCAUGUUAUUCUACAUUACUGUGUCCAGCGUGUCACUCUACAUUCAUGUGUCCAGCGUGUCACACUACAUUCAUGUGUCCAGCGUGUCACACUACAUUCAUGUGUCCAGCGUGUCCCACUACAUUCAUGUGUCCAGCGUGUAACAAUGCAUUAGCGUGUAAAACAUUUUCAAUUUCCGUCAGGUUUAUUCUAGAUGUUUAUAAAUUUAAAAUCUUACCCUCGACAACGGAUCUUAACAAAGGUUUCAUGACAUUAUACAGUGUUUAUACAAAUAGCUUCCAAGGAUGUUUCAAUAACAGUCUUUCAAGACAAAAAAAUCUUACAAGACAAAAUUAUUUAGUAAACGGAAGACAAGGGAAUUAUUCCCCGUAUAAUGGUGCAGUUAGUGAAACAUUAGGUAACAACUGUUUUAAAAAAAAUUAUAAGUGUUUGAAAAUAAGACAUGAAAGACUUGAAGAAAAUAAGUUGAAGUGGCCUGUAGAAACAUAUCCUAGAUAUGAAGGAUAUACUAGAAGGUAACUGUAUCAACAUAUCCUAGAUAUGAAGGACAUACUAGAAGGUAACUGUAUCAACGUAUCCUAGGUAACAGUUUUUGUUUUUAAAUAAAAGUGAAACAUUAGGUAACAACAGUUUUAAAAAAAAUUAUAAGUGUUUGAAAAUAAGACAUGAAAGACUUGAAGAAAAUAAGUUGAAGUGACCUGUAUAAACAUAUCCUAGAUAUGUAGGACAUAAUAGAAGGGACCUGUAUAAACAUAUCCUAGAUAUGAAGGACAUAAUAGAAGGGACCUGUAUAAACAUAUCCU